UCCUGACUCUCGUUCCCGUGCAUGCCAGCACUUUUCUAUUAGCUUUUUUUGUUUUCUUUUAGCUUUUUUCACUGCUCUCCUUCAAACAACAUCUUUCCAAUUCCUCUCCUUGCUAUUAUACUAUUCGUUUCUCUCCUUGUUUCUAUUGUAUUUCUCUCUGUUUGAACCGUCGCAAUGGCAGUUUCUGCAAUUGGUUUCGAAGGAUUUGAAAAGAGGUUGGAAAUAUCCUUUUCCGACCCUGGACUUUUCUUUGACCCUCAAGGAAGGGGUUUAAGAUCUCUCACAAAAUCCCAGUUGGAUGAGAUUCUUGCACCAGCCGAGUGCACCAUUGUUUCUUCCCUCGCAAAUGACGAUGUUGAUUCCUACGUUCUAUCUGAGUCCAGCCUUUUUGUUUAUGCCUACAAGAUCAUAAUCAAAACCUGCGGUACUACCAAGCUACUGCUUGCAAUUCCACCGAUAUUGAAAUUGGCCGAGUCCAUUUCUCUUAAAGUUAGAUCUGUGAGGUACACCCGUGGCAGCUUCAUUUUCCCUGGUGCUCAGUCUUUCCCUCAUCGCCACUUUUCCGAAGAAGUGGCUGUCCUUGAUGGCUUCUUUGGCAAACUUGGAUCAGGCAGCAUGGCUUAUAUUAUGGGUGGAUCCGAUGAAGCCCAGAACUGGCAUGUAUACUGUGCCUCUGCAGAUUCCGUGAGCCCAUCGGACUCUGUCUACACACUCGAGAUGUGUAUGACCGGCUUAGACAGGGAGAAAGCAUCCGUUUUCUUCAAACAACAGACAGGUUCAGCUGCCGAGAUGACCGUCAACUCUGGCAUUAGGAAGAUUCUUCCAAAUUCUGAAAUUUGCGACUUUGAUUUUGAACCUUGUGGUUAUUCAAUGAACUCUGUUGAGGGGCCUGCUGUGUCCACAAUUCAUAUUACUCCAGAAGAUGGUUUCAGCUAUGCAAGCUUUGAGACUGCAGGGUACGAUUUGAAGGCAAUGAAUCUAAACGAACUGACCAUGAGGGUGCUAGCUUGUUUCCAACCAACUGAGUUUUCUGUAGCUGUUCAUGUGCACAAUGCAAGCAAGUCAUUUGAGCAGGGGUGUUUGCUGGAUGUUAAGGGAUACUGUUGUGAAGAGAAGAGCCACCAAGGUCUUGGAAUGGGUGGAUCUGUUGUCUACCAGAAAUUUGUCAAGACUUCCGACUGUGGCUCGCCAAGAUCAACACUCAAGUGCUGGAAAGAUGAAGAUGAAGAAGAGUAGCUUUUGUGUCUUUAGUAUGUUUGUCUAUUUUAAAUAAGUGUAGCCUUGAUGGCUUAAACACAUGGUUUCGUUUAUUUGGUGUUUAUGUGUCUAGAAGGUUAUAACCUUCAUUGUUAUUUUCUUUUAUUUGCUGUGUCUCUAGAAGGUUGUAGCCUUCAUUGUUAUUUUCUACUAUUAAACUAUGAAAUUGAAAUAAAGUGCAUGUUAUGGGAA
Molecule: messenger RNA, 1449 nt
Organism: Vicia villosa (hairy vetch)
Lineage: Eukaryota; Viridiplantae; Streptophyta; Magnoliopsida; Fabales; Fabaceae
Product: S-adenosylmethionine decarboxylase proenzyme
Exons: 1
Coding region: 175-1236 (353 amino acids)
Biological process (GO): spermine biosynthetic process; spermidine biosynthetic process
Cellular component (GO): cytosol
Molecular function (GO): adenosylmethionine decarboxylase activity
Source: RefSeq, a predicted model, not a curated record